Messenger RNA from Suricata suricatta (meerkat), 2228 nucleotides. It is a transcript of the gene PTK6, whose product is annotated as protein tyrosine kinase 6. The transcript is spliced from 9 exons. The coding region runs from base 21 to 1370 and encodes 449 amino acids. NCBI's taxonomy places the organism in Eukaryota, Metazoa, Chordata, Mammalia, Carnivora, Herpestidae. The record is from RefSeq and is a predicted model, not a curated record. Gene Ontology annotation, biological process: cell surface receptor protein tyrosine kinase signaling pathway; innate immune response; cell differentiation. Gene Ontology annotation, cellular component: extrinsic component of cytoplasmic side of plasma membrane. Gene Ontology annotation, molecular function: signaling receptor binding; non-membrane spanning protein tyrosine kinase activity; ATP binding.
GUGCUGCCACCGCACCCGCCAUGCUGUCUCGGGGCCAGCCUCACCCGGGCCCCCGGUACGUGGGCCUGUGGGACUUCGAGGCCCGGACAGACCAGGAGCUGAGCUUCCGGGCGGGGGACCUGCUGCGCGUGGCCAGGCAUGAGGAGGAGUGGUGCUGGGCGGUGCGGCUGGACGAGGCGGGCAGGGCCCUGGCGGAGGGCUACGUGCCCCACAGCUACCUGGCCGAGGAGGAGACGGUGGAGUCUGAGCCGUGGUUUUUCGGCCGCAUCUCCCGCUCCGAGGCCCUGCACAGGCUGCAGGCGGAGGGUGGCUCAGCAGGGACUUUCCUGGUCAGGGUCAGCGAGAAGCCGGGCGCCGACUAUGUCCUCUCAGUGUGGGACGGCCAGGCUGUGCGACACUACAGGAUCUGGAGGCGUGCUGGCCGGCUGCACCUCAACCAGGCCGUGUCCUUCCCCAGCCUGUCCGAGCUGCUGGACCACCACACCGCCCAGAGCCUGUCCCAUGGCCUCCGGCUCACUGUGCCCUGCAGGAAGCACGAGCCCCAGCCCCUGCCCCACUAUGACGACUGGGAGCGGCCGCGGGAGGAGUUCACGCUCUGCCGGAAGCUGGGGUCCGGCUACUUCGGGGAGGUCUUCGAAGGGCUCUGGAAGGACCAGGUCCGAGUGGCUAUCAAGGUGAUUGCUCGAGAUGACCUCCUGCACCAGCACACCUUCCAGGCGGAGAUUCGGGCCAUGAAGCAGCUUCGGCACAAGCACAUCCUGCCGCUGUACGCCGUGGUGUCCGUGGGGGACCCCGUGUACAUCGUCACGGAGCUCAUGCCCAAGGGGGGCCUGCUGGAGCUGCUGCGAGACUCUGACGAGAAAACGCUGCCCGUUUCGGAGCUGGUGGACCUGGCGGCCCAGGUGGCCGAGGGCAUGUGCUACCUGGAGUCACAGAAUUACAUCCACCGGGACCUGGCCGCCAGGAACAUCUUUGUGGGGGAAAACAACAUCUGCAAAGUCGGGGACUUUGGGCUGGCCAGGCUCAUCAAGGAGGACAUCUACCUUUCCCAUGACCGCAACAUUCCCUACAAGUGGACUGCCCCGGAGGCCCUCUCCCGGGGGCUCUACUCCAUCAAGUCGGACAUCUGGUCCUUCGGGAUCCUCCUCCAUGAGAUUUUCAGCAGGGGUCAGAUACCCUAUGCAGGCAUGUCCAACCACGAGGCCUUCCUGAGGGUGGACUCCGGCUACCGCAUGCCCUGUCCCCCCGAGAGCCCGCCCACUGCCUACAGGCUGAUGCUGUCGUGCUGGCACAGGGACCCCGGGCAGAGGCCUUGCUUCAAAGCUCUGCGGGAGAAGCUCUCCAGCGUCACCAGGCUGCCCCACUCCUGACCAACAGACCUGAGCCAAUCUCUGCUGGCCACUGAAGGUGUGUGGACACACAGUAAAGCAGCCAUGCCCGCCCACGGAGGCUGGCAGAGGAUGACACGGCCAUACCUUCCUAAGGUCCUGGGUUGGAGUUUGUCCAAAGCCAGGUCACCUGUGCUGGGAAGGCCCCUCGUGAAUGGCCCCACACCACUUAUGAUUCAGUCUUAGCUUUGGUCCCCAACUCUGGGGGACGCGACCCAGGACGUGUCCUACGACAGGGUAGGAGACAAUACCCGCACGGGAAGGCUCCUGGAGAGAGCACGGCCCCACGAGGUGCACCACACCAGCUGGGACAGCUCUGGUACUGGCCCCUCGCUGCCCUCCAGGGUGGCCAGGGCAGGGGGGCUUUCCCAAGGUCCUUCUAGGGCACCAGGUCCCUCCAGCUGAUGGCCCCCAAACCCACAGGCAGGGCCAGGGCCCCAGUGGCUGCCCCGGAGGCUUCUUGUCCAACUCAACUGCCUGCUCUACCAGGAAGCCCGUCCCUUCUCAGGUGCCAAGGCUCCACACUCGCUGUAGCAGCUUGACCAUGUGAACCUGGGCCAGACCCAAGAGGUGGCUCCCCAGCGAGGGAACCCAGGAAGGCCCAACUCUCCACCCCUGCAGGAAGUGAGGUGGAAAAGUGUUCAGGUUUCUCCCACAGGGCCCUGGGGCACCCAGUUCACACACAUCCUCAGGGCUACUGGCUGCUUGGAGUUUAUUUUCCACUUGGUGCAAGGCACACGGUUACAGGGUGUCGGGGAGGCUUGCGUGUGGCUGGGACAGUAAAGAGUGGGGUUCUCUUAACUUCCUUUUUGGUGUUUUGUUAUUUUGAUAUAAAAGAAC